AUGCCGCUUGGCAUCCUUGACGAUGGCAAACUGGAGCAUGUCCCCGGAACAGCUCCAUUAAACGAUCUCCAAGGCUCCACGAAUUACCCAGGCAUCCAUCCCAGUCUCCUCAAACAUGACCCAACUGGCCAAAUUGUACUUGUGCCUCAACCCUCCGACUCGUCAAAAGACCCAUACAACUGGCCUCGGAAAAAGAAAGAGUUGUUCACAAUUACCUAUGGGUGGAGUUGUGGUUGUGUUGGAGCCGUUGGCCCCCUUCUGGGAGCUGCAUUUGUUCCCCUUGCUAAAGAAUUUGAUGUCCCGUUGACAACAUUCGUGUCUGGUGUCCAAGGCGGAACGAUUGCCGCUGUCGCAAUCGGCAGUCUUCUGUUCAACUCUCUCGCCGUCAAAUAUGGCAAGCGACCAGUCUACCUCGGUACCACAAUCGGCCUUAUGGUUUCCUGUUUCUGGGCUGCUGAGGCGAAGAGCUUUCCGUCUCUUGUUGCAGCUCGGGUUGUUUGUGGUUUAUGUAUGGCACCAAUGGAGGCAUUGAUUCCUGCUUCAAUUGCAGACAUCUGGUUUGUGCACGAACGAGGCUUCCGAACAGCCAUUUUUAACCUUGGUGUUCUGGGUGGAAUCAAUCUUGCUGUCCCGAUUGCUGGAGGUAUUAUCGAGUACGGCUCAUAUCGCAUUGCUCUACAUGCGAUGGGCGGUGCGUUCGGGCUGGCGUUUAUCAUGAUCUUUUUCUGGAUGCCAGAGUCGGCAUAUGCAGGAAGAAAUGCUUUGAAUAUUGACACUGGCAAUGAGACUGUUACAAUCGAGGGCAAGGAGAACAUUGAACAACUUGAGCACGUAUCCGGACCCGACUCUACGCAAGAAUCCGAGCCCAGCACCCCCUGGUCUGAAGAGCUUCUCCCCUAUAGCGGCUACAUAAACCCAAUUUCAUUUUGGAAUACCCUUGUCAGGCCAUUCUAUCUGCUGGCUUCUCCUGCCGUACUCUGGGCAACGAUUCUAUUCACGAUUUGUAUUUCAUGGCUCGUUGCCAUUUCUCUCACUCUAUCACAGAUAUUUUCUGCGCCUCCAUACAACUUCUCCGUUGGGGCUGUGGGAGCAACAAACAUGGCCUCCUUUGUUGCGUCCGUUCUGGGAACGAUUGUGGCAGGUCGACUUAUUGAUGGCGUAGUUACCAGGAUGUCGAAAAUGAAUAGGGGCAUAUUUGAACCUGAGUUCCGUCUCCCUAUUAUGGUGACAUAUCUCUUAUUUACGUCAACAGGCUUCUUUGCAUGGGGUCAAUCCGCAUACGCUCAAGAUCCAUGGGCAGUGCCUGUUAUAGUAUGUCUCGGGCUGAUCAACUUCGGUGUUCAGCUUGGGACUACUGGUGUUGUUACAUACAUCGUGGACUGCCACAGAGAAAAAGCCGGAGAAGCAUUUGCUGUGAUGAACUUUGUCAAGAAUCUGUUCGCAUUUGGGUUAUCUUUCUAUAUCAAUGACUGGCUUGGCCAACAAGGUAUUAGGAACUGCUUCUUUACUAUCGGUGGAAUCACUAUGGGUGUCACGCUUUUUACCAUACCCAUGUAUAUCUACGGGAAACGUGCUCGAAGCUGGGUCCACCGACAUGGAUUUGCGGAUAGGUUGUGA
Messenger RNA from Penicillium arizonense, 1617 nucleotides. RefSeq lists its product as uncharacterized. The record is from RefSeq and is a predicted model, not a curated record. The coding region runs from base 1 to 1617 and encodes 538 amino acids. Lineage: Eukaryota; Fungi; Ascomycota; Eurotiomycetes; Eurotiales; Aspergillaceae. The transcript is spliced from 7 exons. Gene Ontology annotation, biological process: transmembrane transport. Gene Ontology annotation, molecular function: transmembrane transporter activity.